AUGUGUUAUUUUUGUAUUGAAUUACUUUCUUUACCAACUUUACCAGUUGAUAAAUUAAAUGAAGAACAUUCUCAUUAUCAUCUUGCUAUAAAUAUUCUUGAAUCAAUUCAUAGGUCAACUAAUAAUCGUCCAUCAUUUAUUAUAAAAUCUUAUUUAAAUACAAUAAAAUAUCUUCAAUUUUUCAUAUAUGCAUAAAGAACAAUUAGAAAUUAUUCUCGAUUGAAUUAUUCAACUUCGACAAGUUUGUCGAUUUUCUUAAUUAUUUCUUUUCGAUAAAAUCUAUUUGUCUGUUUUU
This is a messenger RNA of Rotaria sp. Silwood1, 295 nucleotides long. Lineage: Eukaryota; Metazoa; Rotifera; Eurotatoria; Philodinida; Philodinidae. The record is from the annotation of a GenBank genome assembly.